Messenger RNA from Coffea eugenioides, 3377 nucleotides. Its product is annotated as receptor protein kinase CLAVATA1. The coding region runs from base 144 to 3095 and encodes 983 amino acids. Gene Ontology annotation, molecular function: protein kinase activity; ATP binding; receptor serine/threonine kinase binding. The record is from RefSeq and is a predicted model, not a curated record. Lineage: Eukaryota; Viridiplantae; Streptophyta; Magnoliopsida; Gentianales; Rubiaceae. Gene Ontology annotation, biological process: protein phosphorylation. The transcript is spliced from 2 exons.
AAAGCAGCAGCAGUAGCGCUUCUAGUCACUACCGUCUAUUAUUCCCUGCUACUGCUUCUACUUAUUUGAAUCAAAAAUAGCUAAUUUCGCAUCCCCAUUCGUACAACCUUCUUUCUUUCUAGUGGAGCAAUAUCUACAGAAACAUGCCAAAAUUCACUACUGUCAAAUACUCCUAUCUUCUUCCUCACCUUUUCCUUCUACUUUCGACAGUUCAUGUCGAAGCAUUUUCUGACCAUGAAGCACUGAUGGAUCUCAGAGCCUCCAUGCUUGGACCCGGCGGCUCCGGACUUGAUGACUGGUCAUCGUCUUCGUCUUCGUCCGCCAACCAUUGCUUAUUCUCUGGAGUCACGUGCGAUCAAAGUACUUCACGGGUGACCUCCCUUAACAUCACCAACCUUCCUCUCUUGGGCAGCCUUCCGCCGGAGAUAGGGCUGUUGGAUAAGCUCGUCAACCUCACUCUCGUCUCCACUAAGCUCACCGGUCCCCUCCCCCCUGAACUCUCUAAAUUAACCUCCUUGAGGUUUGUUAACAUCUCUGCCAACAACUUCAAUGGGGAAUUACCCGGACAACUGGUCAUGAAAAUGACUCAGCUGGAAGCUUUCGAUUGCUAUAACAACGACUUCACCGGCUUUCUGCCCACUGCGUUCGUGAACCUGCCGAAACUCAGGACGCUGAAACUCGGAGGGAACUACUUCUACGGGGAAAUCCCAGAAGCUUACUCCCAAUUUCAGAAUUUAGAGAUUUUAGCAUUACAGGGCAAUGGACUCAGCGGCAGAAUACCCUCCAGCUUGGCUCGCCUUCCCAAGCUCCAAAACCUCCUCCUCGGCUAUUUCAACAGCUACGAAGGUGGCAUUCCUCCAGAGUUUGGCUCAUUGAGCUCCCUCCGCCUUCUCGACCUUGCCGACUGUAAUUUAACCGGCGAAAUCCCGCCUUCCCUGGGGAAGUUAAAGCUGUUGCACACUUUGUUUUUGCAACAGAAUAAACUCACCGGGCACUUGCCGCCAGAGCUUUCCGGUUGCACCAGCCUGAUGUCGUUGGACUUGUCAUUUAACAACCUCACGGGAGAGAUACCCACGGAAUUCUCUUUGCUAAAGAAUUUGACUUUGUUGGAUGUAUUUCAUAACCAAUUUCACGGCCCAAUUCCUUCGUUCAUUGGCGACCUGCCUAAUCUCGAAGUGUUACAACUUUGGCAGAAUAAUUUCACCCUGGAAUUGCCCAAAAAUCUCGGGAGCAACGGGAGGCUGUUGAUUCUGGAUGUCACGUCGAAUCAUCUCACUGGGACAAUCCCCAGGGACCUGUGCAAGGGAGGCAAGCUGUGGAGGUUGGUUUUAAUGGAGAACUUCUUUUUGGGGCCGAUUCCUGAAGAACUUGGGGAGUGCAAGUCCUUGAUCACGUUCCGAGCAAAGAAGAAUUAUCUCAACGGAACGAUUCCCGCGGGGAUUUUCAACUUGCCUUUGUUGGACAUGAUUGAGCUCAGCGACAACCACCUCACGGGAGAACUUCCCAUGCAAAUUUCGGGCGCUGCACUGGCAAGUCUUACGCUUUCUAAUAAUUUGAUCACUGGAAAAAUCCCUCCCGCUCUGGGGAAUUUGGCGGAGCUGCAGACGUUGAGCCUUGAUAUGAACGACUUAUCAGGUGAAAUUCCGGAGGAAAUUUCUAAACUCAAGAAACUCUCUCUUUUGAAUUUGCGUGGAAACGGACUAUCAGGUGAGCUCCCGGCUUCCCUAGCUGACUACCCCAAAUUAACUUGCCUUGAUUUGAGCCAAAACCAAUUGCAUGGCGGAAUUCCGAGAGAUGUUUCCAUGCUGAAGGACUUAAAUGCGCUCAAUUUGUCGAGAAAUCAGUUAACUGGUGAAAUCCCUGGCGAACUUGGGUUAAUGAAAAGCCUGACGUUGCUAGACCUUUCCUUUAACAAUUUCACCGGCACAAGACCUAUGGACGGGCUGCUGAAGUUCAUGGGCGACCGCCCGUUCGAAGGAAAUCCUAAUCUCUGCCCUCCCCUUGUUAAAUUCUGUCCUUCCGCUUCAAGCUCUGCACACGGCUCCAACCGUACUCGUACGUCGACGCGUGUAAUAGCAGCCAUUGUUGCUGUGACCUUGGGGCUGUUGGUUGCCGUGACUUGGAUGAUGAUUAGGAGGAGAAAGUACGAGAAAUCAAUGGCUUGGAAGGUGACUGCAUUCCAGAGGCUGGACUUCAAAGCAGAUGACGUUUUGGAAUGCCUAAAAGAAGAGAACAUCAUCGGCAAAGGCGGUGCAGGGAUCGUAUACAGAGGCUCCAUGCCUAACGGCGUGGAUGUGGCGAUUAAACGGCUAGUCGAGCACGGUACCAGUCGCAGUGACCAUGGCUUCACAGCUGAAAUUCAGACUUUGGGCAAAAUCAGGCACAGGCACAUUGUGAGGCUAUUAGGAUAUGUGCGCAACAAGGACGUUAACUUGCUGCUGUACGAGUACAUGUCUAAUGGGAGUCUUGGAGAAGUGUUGCAUGGGACAAAGGGGGCUCAUCUGCAAUGGGAAUCAAGGUACAGGAUUGCGGUUGAGGCUGCUAAAGGAUUGUGUUACUUGCAUCAUGAUUGUUCGCCUUCCAUAAUUCACAGAGAUGUCAAGUCCAAUAAUAUUCUGCUGGAUUCUGAUUACGAGGCUCAUGUGGCUGAUUUUGGGCUUGCCAAAUUCUUCCACAACAGCGGUGCCUCUGAAUGCAUGUCCUCAAUUGCUGGUUCCUACGGCUAUAUUGCUCCAGAGUAUGCAUAUACACUGAAAAUCGACCAGAAAAGCGAUGUGUAUAGCUUUGGUGUGGUGCUGCUGGAGCUGAUCACGGGUCGAAGACCUGUAGGGGAGUUCGGGGAGGGAGUGGACAUUGUUAGGUGGGUGAGGAAGACGAUGUCAGAACUAUCCCAGCCGUCUGAUGCUGCUGCAGUGCUUGCUAUUGUGGACUUCAGGCUUACAGGGUAUCCAUUAACGAGCGUGAUGAACUUGUUCAAGAUUGCAAUGAUGUGUGUUGAGGAUGAGAGCUGUGCCAGGCCAACUAUGAGGGAAAUUGUUCACAUGCUUGCCAACAGACCUCCUCAGUCUGCUGCCCCUCCUCCUACCUUGCUUUGACGACGACGGCGACGACGACGACUUCUUCAUAUGUUUGCAUCGUGUACUUAGUUGGUCUUAAAAUGCAGCUGCACGCAGCAGGGCUUCUGGAUUUAUUACUGUUCUUCGGAAAUAAAAACUUGACUUGAAGGAAUUCAAAUGUUGUACUAUCAAAUGUUAAAUAAUUUGUUACCUUCUGGUUUUCUGGGUGGCUGUCAAACAUUUGAGGAGUUCAGUUCCUCCGUUGCUUGCUCUCCAAUUUUAGGUCUUCUUCUGAUUGUACAUGGGAUUGGCCGUUGCCUA